Molecule: messenger RNA, 381 nt
Organism: Hemisphaericaspora subhashii
Lineage: Eukaryota; Fungi; Ascomycota; Pichiomycetes; Serinales; Debaryomycetaceae
Exons: 1
Coding region: 1-381 (126 amino acids)
Source: RefSeq, a predicted model, not a curated record
AUGGGAAACAGUUCAUCCAAGCAUAAACAUCAAGGUCAUUCACUCAAGAGCACUCCUGCUGACAAUAUUCCCAAAUCCCCAAAGAAAUCGCGUCUUGUUGCGUCAUCACCAUUAAGUAAGAGACAAACACCCAGCCGACCAACACCGGUAACAAAUACAAAGCCUAAAUCCGCAACAACUUCAGAAUCAAGACCAUUAGGCAGUAGUGAUAGUAGUAAUAAUGGUAUCGGUCAAAAUUCCGGGGGCGUUUCGCAGAGCGCAAAAGAAGCCCUGGCUCGUGCUGCUGAAGAAAGAUUCAAGAAAUUACAAGAACAGAAAAUGGGACAGAAAGAGAGAUUGAGAAGUAAAGCGAAGACUAGUAGAGUUGAGAAGGGCUUAUAA